GCUGAAAGGGAAUAUGACGAACGGAAGGGGGCGGAGAUUUCCCGGAGUGAACGGGGAGGGGAGAGCGAGGAGGAGUGGGAGGGGAAAGUAAACCCGGUUCAGCUUCUGAUCCAGUGCAUCAGUGCCCCCUGAGAGUGGGACAGGAUCCCAGGGACUGAGGUUCUGGGCCCGGCCUCUUUCCUUGCUCUUGCUGGCUGGCCGCACGAAGUGCUCGCCAGCUGGACGCCCCCUCCCCCUCUUCUGUCUCGCUGCCACCCCCACUCCGGCUGCAGUCCAGCUCUUACAUUUCAACUAUUGGGUUUAGCUCUUGGGGACUUUUUUGUGUUUGUAUAUUUCUUCCUCUGUCUUCUUUGUUACUCCGAAAAGCCUUCCCGGCUGGAGGGAGGGACGUCCCGAUUCUCAUGGAAGGCAGCUGCCGCUAAGCACCCCCUCCUCAGCCCGGAAAGUACUCGAGGAAAAAAAAAAAUAGGCUCUCCCUACUCCCCGCUCCGACCCAUUGCCUGCUUUCUCUCCGCUGUAGCCAGCUGCUACAGCUUGGGCUUCAUUGAUGCUUAACGGAUGUGCCUGCGGCCUGGGACUGAUCUACAACAACAGGUCGUGCACAAUGCCCCCCAUCAGUUUCCAGGACCUUCCCCUCAACAUCUACAUGGUCAUCUUUGGCACAGGCAUCUUUGUCUUUGUGCUCAGCCUCAUCUUCUGUUGCUACUUUAUCAGCAAACUCAGGCACCAGGCACAGAGUGAACGGUACGGAUAUAAAGAGGUGGUACUGAAAGGUGAUGCCAAGAAGUUACAUUUAUAUGGGCAGACUUGUGCCGUCUGCCUGGAAGACUUCAAGGGGAAAGAUGAGCUUGGUGUGCUCCCUUGUCAACACGCUUUCCACAGGAAGUGUCUGGUGAAGUGGCUGGAAGUCCGUUGUGUCUGUCCCAUGUGCAAUAAACCCAUCUCUGGCCCCCCUGAGGCUACUCAGAGCAUUGGCACCCUCCUGGAUGAACUGGUCUGAAAACCGUCUUUUCUCCAGGACUCAGACACCUAAAUGCCAAGUGCCUGCCUGGUCCACUGUUAAACUGCAUGGCCUCCAGUGUGACAGGUGCCCCUUGGGGGCUGACCCUUCACCUGGAAAGUAAAGGGGCAAGCUGGUCCUUGCCCUUCCUUAAGAGGAGGCAAAGUCCAGAGUCUCCUUCUUCUCCCUUCCUCCUCGAGCACUCUUGACAUCUCCUCUGUUUCUCUACCUUGUUGGUAUCACUCAGAGUUCAGAGCUGCUGGGUUGUGAUGCCAGAUCUUCUGCUUUGUUCUUUGCUAUAGAGGAAUUAGGCAUCUUCUGAUACAAUGAAAGGUUUGGGUCUGAGCAAAAAGGACCAGGCACUAUCAGGAAAAUCAAAUCCCAUUACACUUCAGGGUGGCCAGGACUGGGCAAAUCACUUACCCCAUCCAGGCAGGCAUUUCUUAAUUAGACCCUCCUCCCUUUCCCUUGAUACGCAUAGAGAAGGAGAGCAGAAGCAAGGAAUGGGAGGAAGGGAUCAGAGGCAGUCCCUGCCAUUAGUAAUUCUUCUCCCCUCUUCCCCCACCUGCCUUCAAGUAGGUGUCUCUAUGGAAGAAGGGACAGAAGGAGUGAGGCCCGGUGGGGAGUGGGGAGUGGGGAGUAACAGGGAGUUCUGCCUGUGGCAGAGACAGUGGAGGACCAAUAGGCCACCUCCCUUCUUUUUUUUUAAAAGCUAUUGUUUACAUUGGACCUUCAGAAACAGCAGCUGGCUGGCUGAACUGACAAAGCGUGGGAGCAAGCAUCCUGCCCAGAGUUGGGAUCUGUGGUGCCACCAGUUUCUUAACUUGCCCUUUCCCAUUUCCCUUAGCUACUCCUAGCAUACAUACCCCUUCCCACCCUCCAGGGUCCUGAAGGGUUUGGGGCAUCUCCCAACAGAAGAUGCAUUCCUUACAAUCAGAGUGAUUCCCAGGGAACGGAUGAAAGUCAAGGUUUCCUGAAAGGGAAGGGGGGGGGGGGUGCCAAGGAUGGAGGAAUCUGGGAGCUGUGGUGGGACCAGAUGCCCUCCUUCCCUCUUUUGUAAAUAGUAUUUUUAUACCUUAGUCUCCUUACAGUCUCAGGCUUUGUAUAUGGGACACUGGAAGGGUGUAUGUAAAAAAAUAAAGAAAUAAAGCAAA
Molecule: messenger RNA, 2154 nt
Organism: Monodelphis domestica (gray short-tailed opossum)
Lineage: Eukaryota; Metazoa; Chordata; Mammalia; Didelphimorphia; Didelphidae
Gene: RNF122
Product: ring finger protein 122
Biological process (GO): ubiquitin-dependent protein catabolic process
Cellular component (GO): nucleus
Molecular function (GO): ubiquitin protein ligase activity
Source: RefSeq, a predicted model, not a curated record